Molecule: messenger RNA, 1083 nt
Organism: Mizuhopecten yessoensis (Yesso scallop)
Lineage: Eukaryota; Metazoa; Mollusca; Bivalvia; Pectinida; Pectinidae
Product: periostin-like
Exons: 7
Coding region: 116-1015 (299 amino acids)
Source: RefSeq, a predicted model, not a curated record
UGUGUAUUAAUAGUAGCAAGAUCGAAACACGCCGCGCUGUGGUAAUAUAAGGCAGUCCUAAACGUGCUUGUAAAUCAUUCGACGCCGAGCCGAGUCGUGUCCCCACUGUCUGACGAUGAAGACCUGUGUAGUCCUCCUCUCCGUCCUCUCUCUGGCUGCGGCCACACUCCCUAACCUCGUGGACCUUGCCAACGCCAACAAUGCAACCACGCUUACGCAAUUCCUGGCCACCGCAGGACUUGCUGACGUCAUCAGGGAUCAAGGCCCCUUUACCAUCAUCGCACCUGUUGACUCCGCAUUUGCCAAGAUCCCAAGCGACGUUGCCGCCAACCUCACUGCCAAUCCUAAUGUGCUAGCUAACAUUCUGCAGUACCAUGUCAUCAAGGGAGAGAUCUUCACCUUUGACCUUAAAUCCGGAGAAGUCCUGACAAGUCUAAAUGGUCACGCCAUUAGGGUGUAUAUGAACGGAGGUCAAAUCUUCUUCAACCAAGCUAAGGUCGUAUCAAUGGACGUGCUGCAAGGUUCCAACGGCGUUAUCUACCUUGUCGACGAGGUGCUUAGUGUCCCCGAGGGAACCAUUGACCAGAUUCUCUUAAACCCCGACUAUAACAUCAGCGAGUUCCUCGAGCUCGUCAAGGUGGCGCACCUAGAGGGCGUCCUCAACAGGACUUCAGGGCAACGGUACACAUUAUUCGCUCCUUCUAAUGCUGCCAUCAACUCGCUGGAUCCCUCCAUUCUCCAGAAAAUCAAAUCCAGCUAUUCCCUGACUCACCGUUUGGUUGAAUACCACCUCCACCGCGGCACCCUCCACGAGAAAUCUCUUGACCACAACGGACGUAUAACCACCGCGUACAGUGGUCACUACAUCUCGGUCACUGUUGGUUCAGAUGGCGUCACAAAGCUUAAUAAUGUAGCAACAUUACAAGAAACUGACCUCGAGGCUGAAGAUGGCGUUGUUCACGUGAUCAGUCAUGUGCUUAUUCCUAGUUCACUCUUCUCUUCUAUCGUUGGAUAAUCAUUUCUCUGUAUAAUUUGACGCGACACGGGCAAACAAAAAUUAAAAUACUUUUAACAAGUCAAAAA